Molecule: messenger RNA, 432 nt
Organism: Wallemia mellicola CBS 633.66
Lineage: Eukaryota; Fungi; Basidiomycota; Wallemiomycetes; Wallemiales; Wallemiaceae
Exons: 1
Coding region: 1-432 (143 amino acids)
Source: RefSeq, a predicted model, not a curated record
AUGUCAGAGACGACUGCUAAGGAUUUACUCAGAAGAUUCACGAAAUGGUUUAAUAUCAGAUCAGUGGACUACAGGCGUGUAUGUGCUUAUGGCAAAGUAGGCGAAUAUAACAACAUGAAAGAAAGUUACACAUUGACACCACCACCAUCUAUCAUUACUAGCACUGGUCAGUGGUCGAUACAUGGUAGUGCAUCGCCAGCAUACACCGUUGUAACGUCUUCAAGCAGCUCGUACACUACUCCGAUCCCAUACAAGCAUAGCUCUACUGAUAACAAUGGGCGUCGCACGAAUCUGCUCACUUUCAGCGGACAGCAAUCUUUACACCAACGGUCAUCGAAUUCGAUGUCUGAAGAUGUCAAGCCUCCCUUCCUGAGAUCAAUUUCAUCACCAAAUCAGCAGGAGUUAGACAAGUGCAGAUCAAUAGGUCUUUAG